AUGGCGCCUCGCGAUGAGGCUCUUGAACAAGAACUCUUUGGAAGUGAAAGACAAGACGGUAUUGACUUUUCCAAGUAUGCCAAGAUCCCUGUCAAGGUCGAAAGAGGUGCUGCUCCUCCUCCUAUUAGAAGCUUUGAUGAGGCAGAUCUUCAUCCUGUCAUGAAAGAAAAUGUGAGAUUGGCCAGAUAUACAAACCCUACUCCUGUUCAAACUUAUUCCAUUCCAAUUGUUACAAGCGGAAAGGAUUUGAUGGCUUGUGCCCAGACUGGUUCCGGAAAAACUGCUGCUUUCUUGAUUCCCACCUUGUCUGCUCUCUUUGGUAGAGCUAAAGAACUUCAAAAGCCACGUCCUGCUCCUUAUGAAACACGUAGAUAUCAAGCUGAGCCACUCAUUCUCAUUAUCUGCCCUACUCGUGAACUGUGUUCUCAAAUCUUUGAUGAGUGCAGAAAGUUUACUUACAGAAGUUCUUUGAGACCUUGUGCCGUUUAUGGUGGUGCUGAUACACUUGGUCAAAUUCGUCAACUUGAAAGAGGUUGUGACAUCUUGGCUGCUGCUCCUGGUCGCCUCAUGGACUUUAUUGAACGUGGCAAGAUCAACUUGCAAAGAGUCAAGUACCUUAUUCUUGAUGAAGCCGAUCGCAUGUUGGAUAUGGGUUUCGAAUCUAUUAUCCGUGCUAUCGUUCAAAAGAAGGGCAUGAACCCUGAACAUCAAACCCUUCUUUACUCUGCUACCUUCCCCAGAGCUAUCCGUGCUCUCGCUCGUGAUUUCUUGCGUCCUGACUAUCUCUUCUUGAAGGUCGGUCGUGUCGGUGGUACUUCCACUACUAUUACCCAAAAGGUCAUGUAUGUUCCUGAAGAGAGUAAGAGAGAAACUCUUCGCUCUUUGCUUGAUAAUCUUCCUCCCAGUCGUACUGUCAUUUUUGUUGAAACCAAGCGAAGUGCUGACUCUUUGGAUCAAUACUUGUAUGAACGUAACUUCCCCUCUACCUCUAUUCACGGAGACCGUACCCAAAUGGAAAGAGAAGACGCUCUCUUGGCUUUCAAGGCUGGUAAAUGUCCUCUUUUGGUAGCCACUGCGGUUGCUGCUCGUGGCCUCGAUAUUCACGGCGUCAUGCAUGUUGUCAACUAUGAUAUGCCUAACGACAUGGAUGAAUACAUUCACCGUAUUGGUCGUACUGCCCGUGUCGGUAGAUCUGGUUUGGCUACCUCCUUCUACAACGAAAGAAGUGAACAUCUUGCACCUGAACUUACCAAAUUGCUGAAGGAAUGUCAACAAGAAAUUCCUGAUUUCUUACAACAAUAUGUCACCGAUGAUAUGACCUUUGACGAAGAUCUUGACGACACCCAAGUCGAAGUUCCUAGCUAUGCCGGUCAAGAAUACGUCCCUAUGGAAAGAAACGUUCCUGGUGCACCUCAAGGCUUUAACAAUGCUGAAGGUACCGGUGCUGCUGAUGGAGCCUGGGCAGAUGAUGGUGGACAAUCUGGUGACUGGACUUGUUCUAGCUGCAGUGCUUCCAACUUUGCUCGUCGUUCUGAAUGCUUUAAAUGCCAUACUCCCAAGGAAGGUGGUGAAGGCGGCUUCGGUGGUAAUGGCGGUGCUCGUGCUGGUGACUGGAACUGUCCUAGCUGUGAAGUAAGCAACUAUGCACGUCGUACUGAAUGCUUCAAGUGUGGUGCUAGAAGACCUGAAGGUGCUGGUGGUAGAUUUGGUGGUGGUGAAAGACGUCCACCUCGUGCCAGACGUGAUGGUGACUGGGACUGCUCUGGGUAA
This is a messenger RNA of Rhizopus microsporus ATCC 52813, 1770 nucleotides long. RefSeq names its product DEAD-domain-containing protein. Gene Ontology annotation, molecular function: RNA helicase activity; ATP binding; RNA binding. The coding region runs from base 1 to 1770 and encodes 589 amino acids. The transcript has 7 exons. The record is from RefSeq and is a predicted model, not a curated record. Lineage: Eukaryota; Fungi; Mucoromycota; Mucoromycetes; Mucorales; Rhizopodaceae. Gene Ontology annotation, cellular component: nucleus.